GCUACUCAAUGAGGAAACCACUUGGUUUAUUUAUACAUCCAAUUAAAGGCAAUCAACAUAAAGUUAUAGUCUUUCCAAAACUUUCAUUGAAACAUAAUAUGAGAUGAGGUCUCCCAAAAUUGGUGUCAAACCUAAAUAUUUUCACCUUCCUCUUAUGUUCAACAUUUCAAUAACACACCCAAUAAAGAGAGAGAGAGGAGAGUCAAUUUCUCCUCAGCAUAUCCAUUUUUUUCCAACAUCCAUCUUGUUCACACUCAUUCCAAGAACAUGUUGAAAUUAGCAAUCGUAGGUUUAGUCUGCACCGCAUUAAUUAUUUCCAUUUUGUUUCGAAUGUCAAAUAAUUCCAUCCUCUGCAGAGCUCCGGUACUAGUAGGUCCGGGGAUCCUCCCGGACACGAACUCAACAAAGAAUGAUGAUAUAAUGUCCCAACAACUAAAAGUUGAUGCCGUCCUACAUUACGCCACGUCACGAGUGAUACCACAACAGACGUUGGACGAGAUCAAGGUAUCCUUCGACGUUCUCAAAUCUCUAACCCCGUGUAAUUUUCUGGUAUUCGGGCUAGGUCAUGACUCGUUUAUGUGGGCGUCUAUAAAUCCACGUGGCACCACGCUAUUCCUAGAAGAAGAUCCGAAAUGGGUCAAGGCCGUAAUAAAAGACGUGCCAUUCCUACGUACCAACACCGUGAAUUAUCGUACAAAGUUGUCGGAGGCCGAGAAAUUAAUCGAACAUUACCAUAAGGAACCAGAUUGUUCAGCUAAGAAAUCAUUCUUACGAGGUAACCAUAAAUGUAAAUUAGCAUUGGACAUGUUAUCUAAUGAAGUGUACGAUAAAGAAUGGGACAUGAUUAUGAUUGAUGGUCCAAAAGGUUAUUUUGAUAAAGCACCAGGAAGAAUGUCAGCUAUUUAUUCUGCUGCUGUUAUGGCAAGGAAUAGGAAGGGAUCUGGGAUUACACAUAUAUUUUUGCAUGAUGUGGAUCGUAAUGUUGAGAAAGUUUACGCAGAGCUAUUUUUGUGUAGAAAAAAUUUGGUGACAAGUGUAGGAAGGCUUUGGCAUUUUGAGAUUCCUCCGGCUUCUAACGUGACCAAUGAUUUUUGCUAGUGGUAUGGUGGCAUUUGUGAGAUAGUUGGGAUCCCUCUGCCCUUAAUCACGUCUUCGAUUCGAGCCUCGGGAAUUGAGAACUUCUUGGUAGACAGUGUCUUUACACUAUUAGUGAGCCUAAGCGCAAAUCUGGAUUAAUUGGGUUAGCGGGUUCUAGAUACCAGCUACGUAAUUUAUAAAAAAAUAAUUUUGCUAGAGUAUUGCUAUUUUCCUUCUAUUUGUUGUAUAAUUUCUUAAUCCCUUUCAAAUUACUUCCCUACUCUUCGCAUUUUUUAUUUUCUUUGGGCUUAUGUCUGAUAAACUUGUUACAUAAAUAUGUACUCUGUUACCAACGGUACUUAUGGUA
Nicotiana tabacum (common tobacco) is the source of this 1444-nucleotide messenger RNA. Its product is annotated as arabinogalactan O-methyltransferase 1-like. NCBI's taxonomy places the organism in Eukaryota, Viridiplantae, Streptophyta, Magnoliopsida, Solanales, Solanaceae. The record is from RefSeq and is a predicted model, not a curated record. Gene Ontology annotation, biological process: xylan biosynthetic process.